Molecule: messenger RNA, 633 nt
Organism: Caenorhabditis sp. 36 PRJEB53466
Lineage: Eukaryota; Metazoa; Nematoda; Chromadorea; Rhabditida; Rhabditidae
Source: the annotation of a GenBank genome assembly
AUGUCUCGUACGUCCAAGAUGCUUCGGACUACGCCGAGUCACAUCUCCCGAUCGCAAAGAUGGCAACAUCAAUUCCUGUGGAUAACAACAAUGGACACCCCGUUCCGACAGUCGUCUUCUUCGAUCAUGGCAGUGACCGCAGCUACAUCACCGCACAAUUGCCCACCAGUUGGAACUGGAACCCUGGACCAGAAACGGUUCAACGUUUACUCUUUUGCUGAGGACGCAACGAAGAUCUUCAACUCCAAACGAUUCAUUGUCACCUUCAACGUCAAAGACAAGAAGAUCCCCAUUCCAUUGACCGAAGUUCCCACCAUCACGAGUUCCAUCACGACUUGCAACCUCGACGAAACCACCAUCAAACAUCUCAUGAGUGACCACCAUGCCAUCCUUCCUCGAUCCACCGCGAAACCAGGAAUACUUAUUGGACUCGAUCAGAUGAAUAAGAUCCAUGAGAUUGAAUCGGGUACGUCGUACGUCGCCAUAGUGAUCGUAUGGUACCUUCCUGCCGAUCGCGUAAUUGGAUCAGGACAGUGGCAAGUGUUGAAUGAGUUUCUUCUCAUCGCCAUUGAGGGAAGAUUGAAGAUAGUGCAUCUUCAUGAUAUCUGCCAUUGGUUGGAUAUCGAUGAGUGA